Molecule: messenger RNA, 1030 nt
Organism: Penicillium subrubescens
Lineage: Eukaryota; Fungi; Ascomycota; Eurotiomycetes; Eurotiales; Aspergillaceae
Gene: cyp1
Product: putative peptidyl prolyl cis-trans isomerase (CypC)
Exons: 3
Coding region: 71-559 (162 amino acids)
Biological process (GO): protein peptidyl-prolyl isomerization; protein folding
Cellular component (GO): catalytic step 2 spliceosome
Molecular function (GO): peptidyl-prolyl cis-trans isomerase activity
Source: RefSeq, a predicted model, not a curated record
CCUACUCGAGUGCUACAUACUGGCCUGUUAUCGAUCGCGUUCCCCGAGAAAAACAUUUCCAAAUCCCAUCAUGGCAACAGACGUGGUAUUCGAUACUUCAAUGGGCUCCUUCACUGUCGAGCUCUACAACACUCAUGCGCCCAAGACUUGCAAGAACUUCGUUACCCUUGCGCAGAGAGGCUAUUACAACAACGUGAUCUUCCACCGCAUCAUCCCCAACUUUAUGGUUCAGACCGGCGAUCCUACCGGCACUGGUCGAGGCGGCAGCUCUAUCUACGGCGAGAAAUUCGAAGACGAGAUUCGCGAUGACUUGAAGCAUACCGGCGCAGGCAUCUUGAGUAUGGCAAACAGCGGUCCCAACACGAAUGGUAGUCAAUUCUUCGUCACACUUGCGCCAACACCCUGGUUGGAUGGAAAGCACACGAUCUUCGGCCGGGUCAAGAGCGGCAUGCGCGUGAUUCAACGUAUGGGCCUGGUCAAGACAAACGGCGAGGAUCGGCCCAUGGAUGAAGUCAAGAUCAUCCGGGCUCGGGUCGUGGAAGAGGGAGCUGAGGUGUGAACACCGGAAGGUCUAUGCUGCUCCAAUGCCGCUCAACGCAGGGAUAGCUCUGCUAUAGAGCUUCCUUUCUGGCAGCCACGAACACUUAUCCACCCUGCAACGAGGCUUCAGGCAGUUGCCAUUACGCACAAGAAACUCGAACUGUGUGGCAGCUAGCGCACCAGACACAUGUCAAGCUUGGUAGGCUCGGCAAUGUCCUUGCUCGUGCCCAUUAAGUAUGGCACCGGGACUUGCGCCCAUCUACGAAGCUACGAGAUCAAUCAUAUCGGGAGAGCGAACUCCUUCAACCCAAAAUAAUAGACGAAUGAAUGAAUGUAUCACUACAAAACGAACCGCUUCUGUCAAAUGUCUCCAUCCAGAGCAGCAGAUACAGAGUGAAAUCUAAUCUGCCACCCCCACGACGAGCACCAGUGAAGGUAUUCGACAUGCAGCCCGGGAUUGUCAUGUUAAGGCAGCCGGGCUGUGCAAAGC